Polyodon spathula (Mississippi paddlefish) is the source of this 1269-nucleotide messenger RNA. RefSeq names its product GRB2 related adaptor protein 2a (gene grap2a). The transcript has 8 exons. The record is from RefSeq and is a predicted model, not a curated record. NCBI's taxonomy places the organism in Eukaryota, Metazoa, Chordata, Actinopteri, Acipenseriformes, Polyodontidae. Bases 254 to 1075 code for a protein of 273 amino acids. Gene Ontology annotation, molecular function: protein binding.
GGGAGGGGUAGAGGGGGGGCGGUACUGUGAUACUCGUAAGUUACACGGGGCUAGAAACGGGCGGGCAAGAGAAACAAAAGUAUAAUUUUCCAACAGCGAGUUCAUUUCGCUAUUUUGUUGUAGGUAAAUUGAGCAGACCGACGCUACAAGGCCAGGGUAUAGGGUUAGGACUAAUUUUGAAGUUUAAUUAAUUUUUCUAUAAAGGAGUCGUCGUGCGGCGGUUGCUAGGAUUUGAGGUUCGAAGGGGUUUGAGAUGGAGGCUGUCGGGAAAUUUGAUUUCAACGCCACAGCGGAAGACGAGCUAAGCUUCCGAAAAGGGGACGUCUUGAAGAUUUUGGGGAAUCAAGACGAUUGGUUUAAGGCUGAGCUGCACGGACACGAAGGGUUUGUCCCCCGAAAUUACAUCGAAAGGCGCACCCCUGGCUGGUUUCACGAGGGCCUCACCAGACAGGCGGCUGAGGAGAUCCUGAAGGUCAGAGAUGUGGGAGCCUUCGUGAUUCGAGGCAGUCAGAGCUCACCUGGGGACUUCUCCAUAUCAGUCAGACAUGAAACGGACGUCCAGCACUUCAAGGUCAUGAAGGACGGCAAAGGAAGCUACUUUCUGUGGACUGAGAAAUUCCCUUCUUUAAACCAGCUGGUGGAGUUCUACAAGAUGACCUCCAUCUCCAAGCAGAAGCAGAUCUUCUUAGUGGACGGGACCAGAGAGGAGGGGAAGCGAGGGAGUUUGGAGGAGAGGUUUGAAAGCGCUCCACCGACCCAGAGACGGCAGUCUGAGAUCCCCGUCACACACCAGAUGAAAAGAGGCAGCCUGGAGGAGAGAGCCCAGACUGGGGGGGGCUUUGGGAAUUCCAGUGGCUUGCCCCCCCCACCCAGACGACAGUCUGACCCCCCCCAGUGCUCUGGUGGUUUGCGUGUUCGGGGUCUCUACGACUUCAUAGCGGAGGAGAGUGACGAGCUGGGGUUCCGUGCUGGCGAUGUCAUCGAGGUGCUUGACCAAUCGGACUCUGCCUGGUGGCGAGGUCGCCUGAGAGGCCAGACGGGGCUCUUCCCCUCCAAUUACAUCACUCCAUUGUGACAUCACUGGGGCCGGCCAGCCAAUGACAGGAAACUGAGAAUUACGCACCAUUGGGUUGAAAGCAGCAGAAGCUGACCAAAGCGAUUUCCGUUAGAUUUCAGUGGACUUCCAUUCGCUGGAGAAAUACAAAAAUAAACUUUAUCAAUUCAGUGCCUAACGUUUCCACUAGAAGUCUCUCUCAGUGUCUUCAGUGU